Molecule: messenger RNA, 1290 nt
Organism: Fusarium poae
Lineage: Eukaryota; Fungi; Ascomycota; Sordariomycetes; Hypocreales; Nectriaceae
Exons: 4
Coding region: 1-1290 (429 amino acids)
Biological process (GO): DNA-templated transcription; regulation of DNA-templated transcription
Molecular function (GO): DNA-binding transcription factor activity, RNA polymerase II-specific; zinc ion binding; DNA binding
Source: RefSeq, a predicted model, not a curated record
AUGACAACUCGACUCAGAAACGCGAACCCAUGCGAUGGAUGCGCAUUAAGGCGCGUUAAAUGCGAACAAGGAAAGCCUUGUCAUGAGUGUCUCAUCAGAGGCAUCGAAUGCACGGCUCUAAGGGCGAGGAAGAAGCGUGGUCCAAAGGGUGGAGCGAGAUCGACUACCAAAGACAAGGUUGAGAGGUUCCAAGAGAGUAUCAGGAACAACCAAUCUUGCACUAUUAAAGCUACAACUCCUGGUCCACUACCUUUACCGUCUUACCGAAUACAACUUCCUGAGUAUCAACGCAUCCUCAACAUUUCCAAACGACUAGCGACAUCUAUAUGGAUCGUCAUCAACCCUGAACAUAUUCUCGCCAAAAUAUCCGAGAACAGCGAGGAUUAUGAAUCUCAUGCUCUGGCAGCAGCACUAUGUGCCGCAACUAUAGCCCAGCUCCGACUUCCCGAGCAUGCCGGACCACUAAAUACCACAUCUUCACUACAGUUCUCUAGAGAGUGCCUGCAACUGAGGGAACUUUAUGAUUAUCGUGAGAGUUAUAGCCUUGAAUCUGCCCUGAUACCCUUCUUCAUGCACGUCUAUCACUCCAAUGGAAAUAAGCUGCGCACUGCUGGUUUAUUUUUGAGAGAGGCUGUUACGCAGGUUCAGCUUAUGCAGCUUGGUUAUCCUGAAACAUAUGCUCAUUUGAGUCAAUCUCAGCAAUCACUUCGUUUACGGAUAUACUGGCUUGUUCUCAUUACCGAGAGAACAUACUCUGCACAGCAUGGCUUACAAGCAGUUCUCCAAGUCAUCGACGUCUUCCCAGAUAUCCAAGACGACAUGGCCGACGAGCGCCGCCUCCAAGCUUUUGUAUGCCUGACAAGACUCUUUGCUUAUCUAGAGAGUAACCUGACGACAAUUUCCUCGAACCAGCCGCCGCUCGAAAGACAGAAACUGGUGUCAUACCAGGCCGCAUUAUGUCUCGACUCGCACGAUCACGCAGCUCGGGAAGCUCAAAGAGUCGACCUAUUUGUCACUCGCCAGUGGAUCAGACUUAUUCUGUGGGAGUACACGGCACGUCACUUCGCCAUGUCGUGUUAUCCAGAUGACGAGGCUUUUUCAUUAUAUCUACCUGUCAAGAUUGGGCAUAAGAUGCUUUCGCUUUUUUCAAUGGUGACGAAUGCAGCUAUCAAGACACAUGGAUACGGUAUUGAACUCAAAGUGUUUAGACUAGCAGACACAAUGCUUGACAUUAUUGCCUGCACGCCAUUUUCUGCCCAUGGAAAUGUUAACUCAUCCCCUGUGGCUUAG